Molecule: messenger RNA, 1134 nt
Organism: Phlebotomus argentipes
Lineage: Eukaryota; Metazoa; Arthropoda; Insecta; Diptera; Psychodidae
Gene: Pbp45
Exons: 2
Coding region: 62-1084 (340 amino acids)
Biological process (GO): snRNA transcription by RNA polymerase III; snRNA transcription by RNA polymerase II
Cellular component (GO): snRNA-activating protein complex
Molecular function (GO): sequence-specific DNA binding
Source: RefSeq, a predicted model, not a curated record
AUUGUUUUGGUUUUCUCUGCAAACGUAAAGUAAAGCAUUUUCCUCGCCAAAACACUGGAAAAUGGAAGACAGUGCUUUUGAGCUGGAUUGCAAGAAUCUCAUAUCAGAUUUUGUGACUGAAGAAAAUUAUUCCUUCAAUGGAUUUUGCGAACAGUGGACAAAACAUCAGUUUUAUUACAUCUUUCACGGAUUCUCCAGGACUUUCGAACUCAUAGAAUUCACAGAUAUCGCCAUUCCCGUCGUAAAGCGCCUGUUCGCGAAGGCUGCACACUUCCGGGAACAAUUGGGAGCCUUUUAUCUUCUCUACAGCCUCUAUCUGAAGCAGCCCGCGAAGGAGUUCACAAAGAUCCGCAUUCGUCAGUCGGAUUGGGAGAUCCUGAAGGCCUUUGUGGACAAAGCUUCGCUGUCGGAAGAGUUCAUCCAGGCCAGAUUGGCGUUCUGGAAGCUGGUGCAGAUCAACGCGUUCCUCUUCGUGGCGACUGACGAAGAGUACGGCUUUGAUCGGUACCUGAACCAGCAGGAAGUGGACUCUGACAACGACGAGCAGCCAAGCCACCCAGAAAAUGGAGUGAAGAAGGAUUUGAUGAACUUCGUUGGCGAACGCAGUGGAAUUCUCACAGCGCUGCAACUCGUCGAAUUGGGAUACAAUGAGAUGAAGGAGGGCCUCAAGGAUCCGCGGAACGACAAACUCCUGCCUCAGUCGAACUGCGCCGCUGAGAUCCUGUCCGGACUGCGGAGGAUCAAUGAAAUUUUCAAUCCCGACACGACGCUCGAGGCGAUUUCGGGCGACAGUCGCAAGAAGGCGCUGAAGAAGAGGGCUCUCAAGGGCAAAGGAGCGUCCGCAGUGGCGCCGGAGGAGUCGCCGCAGAAGAAGAUCAGGACAACGAUGUGGAAGAAGAUGGUGCAGAUGAAUGAUGACUUCCUGCAGAUCACCAUGCCGCUGCCGAGCGCCACGAAGCGCUUUCAGAGCUUCACGAACAGGUUGUUUUACCAAAAUUCAGACAAUGCAGAUUGUGACGUGGAGAGCGAAGAUGAGGAGGAAUUCAGUGAGACUGAGGAGAAAAUCCUGCCGGACAUCAACUGAGAAAUAGGGGGUUUGUGAUAAAGUGAGAAGAAGUGAAUAAAGAGAGCUUU